AUUUCUCACUCUGACAUGGCGAGUAAUUGUCGACGCCCAGUCUGGGAGCUCAGUCCGGCGCGGAAAGCGGCCGCCGAGGCCUGCAGGGCAGUGUGGAGGGCCCGGAAGGCCGAGGCCGCCAAGCCGAGGCCCGCCCCUCGCCUCCUCCAGGCAACGUUGUUUCCCGGGCUGGGCGAAAGCAAGAUCGAGGCCGGGGGCGGGCCAGGCCUGCACGCCGGGCAAAGACUACCCCAAGGCCGCCUGCAGCCCCUCUUGGGCUGGCCCCCGGUCGAGGGCCCCCUGCCCAGCGUGGGCAAAGCCGAGGCGCGCCCGGGCUUGUGCGGGCCUUCUUGUAGGGCCAGGAGGAGGCCCCACCCGCAGGGUGAGCUCCGGCCUCUCCUGCUGCCCGCCCUGGAUCCCCCGCGCCAGCCCCCGCCAACCGCCAACAUCCGGGGACUCCACCGGGGACUCUACCAGGAGGAGCACUUCCUGCCGGAGAUCCGGCCGCCAUCCUCCGCCCGGAACCUGCCCAACACUUCCGCCGGCAGGACUGCAGGAGCUAGAACCUUUUCAGGAAGUGAUUGUCCGUUCUCCCAAGAUGGAACAGGAGCCAUCAGGUGCGGAAGACAUGGACCUCUUCAUGGACUUUGAACCGGACAGCGAUGGGGACUCAAACUUGCUCACACCUCAGGGAGGAAGGCAGACUGGAUUUCAACACAAGCCUCUCUCAAGAUAGAGCCACCGACGGACUUCCGGGUGAGCGCCCAUGGCGACGGACAUGGUUCUCUAGGGCUCCAGAGAACUACUCGAUGUUGCGCCAGAUAGAGUCGUUGACUCAACCCCUCGUCGUGGAUCGAAACGAGAGGGGGUUGCAAAGCCAGUAGAACACCCAAUGACCCAAAGCUCCCUCGCUCCUCAAGAGCGGGGGUUCGAGCGGGUCCGGGGUUCUGGCCAGCAAGGCGUUUCUCGUGAAGCUGAGAAACUUGGCACAAGCCAUUCGCCGUGCUCACUUCAAUGCAACGAAGAUGGCAAGUAACAAAUAAAUAAAACGUCCGGAUAAACCGGGGGGGGGGGGGGGGGGUCCGGACAAGAAUGUAAGUAGUUUUUCUUUUGGAUCACUAGCUUCCAAAUAAAGACUUAAAGGUAAAUAAAAAUAAUAAAUAUAAAUAGUGGGAGCCGGGUAAACGGCUAACCACUAAUCAGCUCGUCUCAGCAAGAAGUAAAAGAACAGUCUAUGAUUUAAACAAGAGGUGGAUACUGGCUGAAGGGAAGGUGUUGAAAACAAAUCAAAACAACUUUGCAAUUUGGACUGGAAAGGGAGAAGACUGAUCAAUAAACGAAUUUCUGUGUCUUUAA
This is a messenger RNA of Anolis carolinensis (green anole), 1335 nucleotides long. RefSeq lists its product as uncharacterized. The record is from RefSeq and is a predicted model, not a curated record. The transcript is spliced from 3 exons. Lineage: Eukaryota; Metazoa; Chordata; Lepidosauria; Squamata; Anolidae. The coding region runs from base 16 to 630 and encodes 204 amino acids.